This is a messenger RNA of Puntigrus tetrazona (Sumatra barb), 6026 nucleotides long. RefSeq names its product RHO family interacting cell polarization regulator 1 (gene ripor1). The transcript is spliced from 23 exons. The coding region runs from base 1284 to 4676 and encodes 1130 amino acids. The record is from RefSeq and is a predicted model, not a curated record. NCBI's taxonomy places the organism in Eukaryota, Metazoa, Chordata, Actinopteri, Cypriniformes, Cyprinidae.
UACGCCCUCUAGUGUUAUAUCAAUAUACCCAUUUCGGUGCAGUGGUUUUCAGAUUUGUGACUUUGAGGCCAUCAUUUUUCCAUGAAAAUAUUCAUAAAUAUUCAAAGAACCUCUGCUACCUCUGUUGGGAUAAAAAUAAAUAGAUGAAACCAUCAUGCCAGAAGGCUAUUUUUAUUUGUAGUAGUUUUAAAUUAAGGUUAUGGUACUAUAAUUCAUUUUAAAUUAGUUUAAGCUGUUUGGCCAUCCGUUGAGAACCACUGGUUGAGUAAUUUGUAUAGUCUACAUAAUUUACACUCUCCAGUUGUCAUUAUUACAGUAUCUGCAAGAGUUACGAUAAGGUUUAUCUCAUGCCAUCACAGAUCUAGUUGUGUUUACUCAUCUUUUGACUUAAUUCUUAACCCCGUUAAAGUUAUAGGCUACUCCCAAAGAAACAAAGGUAGAUCAAUUAUAAUAAUUCACAUCCUAGAAGAAACAGUGGCCAACCCUAUUGAAUUGUUCUGUUCGAUUGAUUCAAGGAUGAAGCUCAUGAUAGCAUAUCCUGGUCAUUUCACCUUAAAAUCAAAAUCAAAAGUAAUUAUAGUCUAUCUAAAUAAAAUUUAAUUAUAGGCUAUUCAGGCCUAUUGAAUAUCUAUAAAAACGUUUUAAUGUUAUUUUUUUUUCUGGGAAAAAAAGGCUAAGGCUAUGUAAUAACAGUGACAGUUUAUUUUUACAUAUGAACUAGUUCAAAGUGUUCAUAUGAAAGUGUUCAAAUAAAACAAAAGCGGGAAAUCGAUAAUAAAUGAUACGAUGAAUAUUAUUAUGUUUAAACUUACACUACUGAGAGAACCGACAGUUUGUUUAACAGACAUUUGUUCAAAGGCGACCUAAUCAAUCAGUCUGACAAAGGAAUCAAUCAUUCGAGGCUCCAGAUUUCGAUUCGCUUUCCAGCGAGUGAAGUGAUUCAUUGACAGCGGCCCUGGCUGUGUGUAGUUAUGUUGAGGUGGUAUCUGACUGUUGAUUUUUCAUUAACUAUCAGCUGCCUCGUGGCGAUACUCCUCUAGUCCUGUGAAAACAAGGACAGGAGGGUUUAUGUUUUUUUCUCUCAGCUGUGAAAGUAAAAGAGGUGGGCAUAAGCAGACGCCUCUGGACCGCGGGCGCGCAGGCUUCACUCGCUGCUAGUUACGAUUAAACGCUCGAUAACUAGGUAAAGUCACGUUUACGCUUAGUUCCUCACGCGGUUGGACAUACAAGUCGCUUGGAUAUACCAGUACUCCUCAGGGAGUCCCUCCAAAGCUGUGUCCACCAUGUCCCUUUCUGUGCGCCCCACGCGGAGGGUCAUCACCAGAUCCAUCACUAGGAGCCAGUCCUUCGCCGGAGUCAACUCCUACGAUAAAUCUUACAGACACCUUUCUGUGUUCAGCACCCCGGCAAGUGUAAGGAAGACUCCUUCCAGAGCAAGCAGGAUGUUCACGCUUUCCACUAAAUCUCCUCCCCCAAAGGUGCCCCAGCCUGAGAGACUGGACGAGGUGUACGAGGCCCUGAAAAGAGGAUUGCAAUCCUACCUGCAGGUCCAUCAGAUGGAGCUGGACAGCCUAAACAGACAAAUGAAGGAGUCUAAGAGAAAUUCUCGCUUGGGCUUUUUGUAUGAACUUGACAAGCAAGUGAAAGUAAUUGAGAGAUUUAUGAGACGACUGGAGUUUCAUCUCAGUAAGAUUGAUGAGCUCUAUGAGGCAUACUGUAUGCAGCGCAGACUGCGAGACGGAGCCGAUAAGAUGGUGAAGGCUUACACAGCCUCUCCAGGCAGCAGGGAGGCCAGAGAGAGUCUGUCUGAAGCUAACAAAAGCUUCAAAGAGUACACAGAGAAUAUGUGCAUGCUAGAGAGUGAGCUGGAGAACCAGCUGGGGGAGUUCCAUGUCAAAAUGAAGGGCUUGGCGGGAUUUGCACGACUUUGUGCUGGAGAUCAAUAUGAGAUCUUUAUGAAGUACGGUCGUCAGCGGUGGAAACUGCGGGGUCGGAUUGAAAUCAACGGAAAACAAGUGUGGGAUAGUGAGGAGAUGGUCUUUCUCCCGCUUAUCACAGAGUUCCUGUCUAUAAAGGUGACGGAGCUGAAGAGUCUGGCCAAUCACGUGGUGGUGGGAAGUGUCUCAUGUGAGACGAAGGACCUGUUUGCUGCCUUGCCUCAAACAGUAGCUGUGGAUAUCAAUGACUUGGGCACCAUUAAGCUCAGCCUAGAGGUCACAUGGAAUCCAUUCGACAAAGAUGACCAGUCGUCCUCGGCUAGCACCGUGAACAAAGCUCCUACUGUCAACAAACGCUUCUCUACCUACAACCAGAGUCCUCCAGAUACCCCCUCUCUACGAGAGCAGGCCUUCUAUACAGCUCCACGGAGCAUGAUGUCCAAACAACGUUGGUCCUUACUGGAUGUGUUCAGAGACACACUGACAGAGAAACUGACUCAGAGCUGCUCAUGCAGCGAUGUCACCUCGGUCCGCCUGGGUUCAUCUCUGCUUUCCAGUCACAAUAUGUUAAGGAGACAAGAGGAGAUGGAGAAUGGAACGGCGUGGUCAAACUCUUCCGAAUCCUCAGACGAUUCCUCCAGUCCUCAGCUUUCCUUGGGAAUGCGCCAUGCACACAAGAACUUAGUACAGCCUGAGGUACAAACUGCUCCUCCUGCCAUUGAAAUCUCAUUUGCACCUCGCGAAUCGGCAACCUCUACUCCCACCCGCCUGGCCAAUCAGAAAGAGGAAGAUGAGGAGGAGGAAGAAGAGGAGGAGGAUCUGAAGAAACCAACAGCCUCCAUAACAGUCACCACCGAGGCUCCUGUGAAACAGGAAGUGCCCAAUGGCCAUCCCCGCUAUUCUCGCUCCCUUAGCCACAUCAGCGAGAACAGCGCAGAUGGUGUUUUGACAGAUAGACUGGCUGGGGAAUCCUUGGAGGCCCGUGAAGUGACUUCAGUGGUCUCUUCGGUAUUUGUAAGUGACAUUGCCAUGGAUAUGCCCCUCCGAGCAGAACCAUGUUUUGUAGUACCAGACACUCAGGAGACUUGCCCCAUUCCUGAUCCCUCCACGAGUGAGCCAUCCUUUCCCGCUGAGCCUGUGAACUGUUCAGAAAGUAGAUCUCCUGCAGAAACCACAGCCUGUGACUCUGAAAAAGCUACAGAGCCCACCUGUGGAGACAAAGACUCUUUACCCAUUGCUAAUGCUUUGUCCCAGCAGAUGGACUCCAAGGAUCCUAGGACUGAUUCCGCUCAUGAGCCACACCUCACAAAGACACAAACGGACGACCUGCUGGCAGAGAAGUCUGGUUCUUUAGUAGACACCAGACCCGUGGGUGAUUUGGAGGGACAAUCAGCAGACAGCGGUUUGGAGGAGGCCCUUGGUGCCGUUUUGUCCUCCCUUGAUGACUAUAGAGGCCAGUUCCCAGAACUACAGGUCCUAGAGCAAGAGCUGAAGCUGUUGGAGGAGGCGCUAACAGUACGGAGUCGUAGUCGCUCAUCCAGCGUCAGUUUGACGGUUGAGACGGCUCUAGGGAGCUUCGACUUCCUCAAUACAUCAGACCUGGAGGAAGAGGAGGAAGACGAGGAUGGUGAGAGACAGAGUGUGACAGACAGCGCAGAAGAGCGGCCGGCGGCUGUGGAGAGCGCAGGAGAGGAUGAGGGCUGUGAAGCGCGAUGUUGGGAUACUCCCUCCGGUCCUCUCAGCACAGGCUACCCGACUCUAGAUCACACCCUGCUGGUUCAUCUGAAGAACUGCAGCUCACAGCUGCUGAGGCUAGGCACAUUUGGGCCUCUGCGCUGCGGGGAGAUGUACGCUCUGGACCGACUUCUCAGGGAGGCGAGAGUCCUCGAGCUCAUACGAUGGGUUGUGAAGGACUCGAGGGGCGAAGUCAUCCAACCAGAGGAGGCAGUUGUUCCUCAGUUAGAUCAGUGCCAAGGGGCUGUGUUGCUGUGGAAGCAGUGCACGGAUGGCUGCAGCGUCUACAGCACCUCCACAGAGGCCUUCUUAAAGGCGCUCAGAGACACUUACGCCAGCAGACUCCCUGAGAGAGGAGCUGGAUUUACAGACACGGUGUUUAUGCGUCUGCUGGAGCGAAUCCUUGAGAGGAGGCUGCCCAGGCGUGCAGGAGGUGCGUCCAAAGAGACUCUCACACUCUUUCAGUUUUGGAGCUACCUGGAAGCAGAGGGGGUGAAUGACUUGGACACACACAUUCCUGAGCUGGCUGAAGAAGUGUGGCUAGUUCAGUGCCUGCAGUCUGGAGAUCAGGAUGUAUUGGUAAAAUCUUUGAAGAAGCCUCCGGAGUGCAGUCUGAAGAGGGAGGGCUUGCGUGCAGUCAGUCUGCUGCUGAGGGAUCCGAGGGGGAGAGUGUGCAGCGCAGCCAGUUCCCUGCUGCGGAGUCUAGCUGACCAAACCCGCCACAGGGAGAGGGCAUUGGUGAGCUGUCUAGAGUUGCUGGAGGAUGAAAGUGUUGAGACGCGGGUGUGUGGAUGUAAAGCUCUCGCAUGUCUGAAGGCCAAAGAGAGCAUUGAGCAGCUGGUGUAUCUGUGCCGGACAGAUAAGGAGGAUGUGAGGGAUGCUGCCAAACAAGCUCUGCUUGUGCUAGGUGAGGAGGGGAAGAUGGCCCAUCGACACCUUGAGUCCUCACAAGACGGAAUGUCCCGGAUUUUUGCGCCCGGCAGCAUGGCCAGUACGGCUUUCUAAACACAAUCAGCUGACCGAUACUUGUACUUGCGUCUCAGUAUCCUCACCGUCAUGAUCAUGCCAAUUACAGACUUUGAAUGCACACUAUUAAAAAAAAAAAAAAAAACUUUUAAUGACACAAAUCAGAGGGAUCACGCUCUUAACAGGUCGCGUCAGUAUCGUCCUCAAAAACGUGGACGGAUGUUAUACAAUCAUUGGACAAGAGGACUUGUACGUCAGUCUGUUUGUUAUUAAUAUUUUGGAUCUGGCCUAAGAUGAACUACUGUAAAGUGAUGAGGUAAGAUACAUAGCGGGAAUGGGUUUAUAAACAAUGCUUUGCUGCCUUAAAAUUCGGCCCAAUGGAGUUGCCUUCGUGAUUCAUGGAAUGAAGCCGGACCCUGAUCAGCAGUACAAGUGAUGGGAGAUAAAAGUGUGGUUUUCACUUUAUUGGUGCAAGUAAGGCAGUGACUACCUGCAGGGUACAUAGAGAAUCUGAUUGUCCACUUUGUGAAGGGUGCUUAUGUGUGUGUACAUAAUGAUUGGAGAAUGUAUGUCGGUAGCUGUGUGGGUCUCCACCUCGAAACGUAGGAUGGGAAUCUUGGAAAGUAUUUCCUUAUUAACUCCGAACUUUCAUAGGGACCUUGUUGCCAUAGUAACAGUGCCAUUCCAUACUGUCAUAUGCUUUAUUGAUACAGAAUAUAUAUCUAUAUUCCAUUGGAAGUGUAAAUGUUUUGUGUUAUAAUUUAGUUUAAAUGUUCAAAUGCUCAAUAGCCAAUACCGAUCGGAUUUGAUUCACCAUGCACUUCACAUUUAAACCACUGGCAUUGUAAUAUCUGCUGUAGAAGUGGUGAAGCUGUUCAUUUUUAUUCAUUUUUGAAGAUGUCAUCAUUAUUAUUAUGAGUGAAAGCUGUAAAAUGUGGUGAAUAUUGCCUUUUGCAAAAGGUUCAACCUUUCAACGCUUGUGAUCUGUAGAAUGGCCAUCAGAGACUCAGUGCUGCUAGACAGAAAGGUUCUGAGUUGGAACCAGGAAAGGUUCGUUCAUUUCUACAUAACAUUACUUUCUAGUUCAAUCUGUUCCAGACUUAAAUACGACAAAGAACGCCUCUUCAGUGUAUAAGUGCCUCGAAGUAGUAUGGGGAGCAAGAGAAUGAGAUAGACUUUAUUUAAAACUCAACACUGCAGUUUAGGAUUGCAAACUGCAGAACAGAUUUAAAUAUAUAUUUUUCAUUAUUAUCUACAGAUUGUGCAGCAUUAAAGAAAUGAUUUACUUUUGAUUUUUUUUUUUUAUUUACUCUAAAUAUGUAUAUUGUCUGACAAGGAUAUUGCUGACAUCAACUGUAAAGGAAACUAUUAAAAUUAUGGACACUAAAA